Molecule: messenger RNA, 8638 nt
Organism: Megalops cyprinoides (Indo-Pacific tarpon)
Lineage: Eukaryota; Metazoa; Chordata; Actinopteri; Elopiformes; Megalopidae
Product: fibrillin-2-like
Exons: 65
Coding region: 26-8638 (2870 amino acids)
Molecular function (GO): calcium ion binding
Source: RefSeq, a predicted model, not a curated record
UUUGUAAAUAGGACGGUUUCGUGUGAUGGGGACUCAGUGGAUUCUGCAGAGCUUGGUUGGAUGUUUUGCGGUAUUGGCAAUUUUAGUUGCGGGACAGACCACUGGAAACCACGGGAGAAGCCCCGUCAAGACAAAUGAGGACACGCAAGCCGCAUCGACCAGAGUAAGGAGACGGGGACGACAGGAUGUUUUAAGAGGGCCAAACGUGUGCGGAUCACGGUUCCACUCCUACUGCUGUCCAGGAUGGAAAACUCUGCCCGGGGGUAACCAGUGCAUUGUGCCAAUUUGCCGGAACAGCUGUGGGGAUGGGUUUUGUUCACGCCCCAACAUGUGCACAUGCGCCAGCGGCCAGAUUGCGUCCACCUGUGGGACCAAGUCCAGCCAGCAGUGCAACAUCAGGUGCAUGAACGGGGGCGUGUGCGCGGAGGAUCACUGCCAGUGUCAGAAGGGCUACACGGGGACCUACUGCGGCCAGCCGGUCUGCGAGAGCGGGUGCCAGAAUGGCGGGCGUUGCAUCGGCCCCAACCGGUGCGCCUGUGUGUAUGGCUUCACGGGACCGCAGUGCGAGCGAGAUUACAGGACCGGCCCAUGCUUCACGCAGGUGAAUAACCAGAUGUGCCAGGGCCAGGUGAGCGGCAUCGUGUGCACCAAAACGCUCUGUUGCGCCACCAUCGGCCGGGCCUGGGGGCACCCCUGCGAGAUGUGCCCCGCCCAGCCCCACCCCUGCCGCAGGGGCUUCAUCCCCAACAUCCGCACCGGCGCUUGCCAGGACGUGGACGAGUGCCAAGCUAUUCCAGGCCUCUGCAAGGGGGGAAACUGCAUCAACACCGUGGGCUCCUACGAGUGCAAAUGCCCAGCUGGCCACCGUCAGAACGAGGGAACCCAGAAGUGUGAGGACGUGGAUGAGUGCACGACCAUUCCGCGGGUGUGUGACGGAGGGCAGUGCUUCAACACGGUGGGCAGCUACACCUGCGCGUGCCCGCCCGGGUUCACCCAGUCCCUGGACCGAACUCGCUGUUUUGAUCAGCGCGUGGGGUCCUGCUACAGCAGCCUCCUGAACGGCCGCUGCGCCCAGGAGCGAGCGGGGCGUUUCAGCAAGGUCCAGUGCUGCUGCGAUUCAGGCCGCUGCUGGGCGCGGGGCGCCGUGCCCGAAAUGUGCCCCGUCCGGGGGUCUGAGGAGUUCCGUAGGCUGUGCGUUGUGGCGGGGCCGGGACGCUUUCCUGAGGGCGACCCCGAAAUCAUAGGGGGUAGAAUAACCCCCAACCUGCCAAGUGAUUAUGACCCCACCCUCAACGGAAGGCGGAUUCCUACCGCCAAUGGAAAUGGUCCAAAACUGACCCAGCCAGACUUCGCCACUCUCAACCAGACGGUGGACAUCUGUCAGCUGCUGACAAACUUGUGCUUGAACGGCCGCUGCAUUCCGGUUCCUUCCAGCUACCGCUGCGAGUGCAACAUGGGCUUCACUCAGGACGCCCGCGGAGAAUGCACGGAUGUUGAUGAGUGCACUUCAGACCCCUGCACCAACGGGGAAUGUGUCAACACACCCGGCUCUUACUACUGCAAGUGUAACCCAGGUUUUCAGAGAACACCCGCCAAACAGACCUGCAUCGACAUCGACGAGUGCCUGCACAAUGGGGUGCUUUGUAAGAACGGCCGCUGCCUCAACACGGACGGAAGCUUCCAGUGCAUCUGCAAUGCAGGCUUCCAGCUGACCCCCGACGGCAAGAACUGCGUCGACCACGAUGAGUGCGCCACCACCAACAUGUGCCUGAACGGCAUGUGCAUCAACGAGGACGGAAGUUUCAAGUGCAUCUGCAAGCCGGGCUUCACCCUGGCCUCUAGUGGGCGCUAUUGCACCGACAUCGACGAGUGCCAGACCCCAGGGAUAUGCAUGAACGGCCGGUGCGUCAACACAGAGGGGUCUUACAGGUGUGAGUGCCUGGCAGGCCUGGCAGUGGGCGUGGACGGCCGGUUCUGCGCGGACACCCACAUGCGCAGCACCUGCUACGGGGCGAUAAAGAAGGGCGUGUGCGUGCGCCCCUUCCAGGGCGCGGUCACCAAGUCAGAGUGCUGCUGCGCCAACACUGACUACAGCUUCGGCGAGCCCUGCCAGCCUUGUCCCGCCAAGAACUCAGCUGAGUUCCAGGCCCUGUGUGGAAGUGGUAUAGGCUUCUCUGUGGAUGGGACAGACAUCAACGAGUGCGCCCUGGACCCCGACAUCUGCGCUAACGGGGUGUGCGAGAACCUGCGGGGCGGGUACCGCUGCAUCUGCAACGUGGGCUACGAGUCGGACCAAACGGGCCGGCGCUGCGUAGACAUCGACGAAUGCAUGGUGAACAGGCUCCUCUGUGAUAACGGCCUGUGCCGGAACAUUCCGGGAAGUUACAGCUGCACCUGCCCCAAGGGCUUCCUCUUCAGGCAAGACUCAGAGACCUGUGAAGAUGUGAAUGAAUGUGAGAGCAGUCCCUGUGCUAAUGGACUGUGUAAGAACAAUGUUGGCUCCUUUGUCUGUGAAUGCUCCCCUGGAAGCAAGCUGGACACCACGGGUCUCAUCUGCAUCGACAGCUUGAAGGGGACCUGCUGGCUGAACCUGCAGGAUGGCCGCUGCGAGGUGAACAUCAACGGGGGCACCCUGAAGUCGGAGUGCUGUGCCACGCUGGGGGCUGCCUGGGGGAGCCCCUGUGAACAGUGCGAGAUCGAUCCUGUCUGCUCGAGGGGGUUUGCACGGCCGAGAGGAAUUGUGUGUGAAGACGUGAAUGAGUGUGAAGUCUUCCCUGGCGUUUGCCCCAAUGGCCGCUGCGUGAACACCAAGGGCUCCUUCAAGUGCCAGUGCCCCGAAGGACUCACGCUGGAUGGGUCGGGCCGUGUGUGUGUCGACGUGCGCUCGGAGCACUGCUACCUGACGUGGGACGAGGACGUGUGCGCCCAGCCCGUGCCGGGACGCUUCCGCAUGGACGCCUGCUGCUGCACGGUGGGCGCGGCCUGGGGCAGGGAGUGCGAGGCAUGCCCCGAGCCCGGCAGCCGUGACUACGAGGCGCUCUGCCCGCGGGGACCCGGCUUCGCCAACAGGGGGGACAUGCUCACCGGGAGACCCUUCUACAAAGAUGUGAACGAGUGCAAGGUGUUCCCCACCAUCUGCACCCACGGAAAGUGUCGCAACACCAUCGGCAGCUUCAGGUGUCGCUGCGACGGCGGCUUUGCCCUGGACAUGGAGGAGCGCAACUGCACAGAUAUCGAUGAGUGCCGCAUCUCGCCUGACCUGUGUGGCCAGGGCGCCUGUGUGAACACUCCCGGGAGCUUCGAGUGCCAGUGUUUCAAGGGCUACGAGAGCGGCUUCAUGAUGAUGAAGAACUGCAUGGACAUUGAUGAAUGUGAGAGAAACCCAGCGCUCUGUCAUGGUGGCGAAUGUGAGAACACAGAGGGCAGCUAUCAGUGCAUCUGCCCUCCCGGCCACCAGCUCUCUGAGGACGGAAACUCCUGUAUCGACGUCAACGAGUGCGAGCUGAGCUCCAGCCUGUGUCCGCAUGGGAAGUGCGUGAACGUGGUGGGCACCUACCACUGCUCCUGCGACUCCGGGUACCAGGCCACCCCGGACCGGCAGGGCUGCGUGGACAUUGAUGAGUGCACCAUAGAGAACGGCGGGUGUGACCUCCACUGCACCAACUCGGAGGGGAGCUACACCUGCAGCUGCAGCGAAGGCUAUGCCCUGAUGCCCGACCAGAGGAGCUGCACAGAUGUGGACGAGUGCGAGGAGGAGCCUGAUAUAUGCGAUGGCGGCCAGUGCAGCAACGUCCCCGGAGAGUACCGCUGCCUCUGCUACGACGGAUUUAUGGCCUCCCUGGACAUGAGGAUCUGCAUAGAUGUGAACGAGUGUGAUCUCAACCCCAACAUCUGCAUGUUUGGGGACUGUGAGAACACCAAAGGCUCCUUCAUUUGUCACUGCCAGAGGGGUUACUCUGUCAAGAAGGGCAUGACGGGUUGCACAGAUGUGGAUGAGUGUGAGGUCGGGGCGCACAACUGCGACGUCCACGCCACCUGCAUCAACACCCCGGGGGGUUUCCGCUGUUCCUGCCGAGAGGGCUGGGUGGGGAACGGCGUCAAGUGCAUCGACCUGGACGAGUGCGCUAACGGGACACACCGCUGCAGCACCAGCUCCAAGUGCCUGAACACACCCGGCUCCUACCGCUGCUCCUGCAUGGAGGGCUUCACUGGAGACGGAUACACCUGCUCAGACAUGGACGAGUGUGCGGAGAACGUGAACCUGUGUGAGAACGGCCAGUGCCUGAACAUUCCGGGAGGCUACCGCUGCGAGUGCGAGAUGGGCUUCACCCCAGCCCCUGACAGCAGGACCUGCCAAGACAUCGACGAGUGCUCCUUCCAGAAUAUUUGUGUCUUCGGCACCUGCAAGAACCUCCCGGGAAUGUUCCGGUGCAUCUGUGACGACGGGUACGAGCUGGACAGGUCUGGGGGCAACUGCACAGAUAUGGACGAGUGCCUGGACCCCAUUAACUGUGUGAAUGGUGUGUGCGUGAACACGCCCGGGUCGUAUGAGUGCAACUGCCCGCCCGACUUUGAGCUCAACCCGACUGGGGUCGGCUGUGUCGACACCCGUGUGGGGAACUGCUUCUUGGAAUACGGUUACCGUGGCGCUGGGAGGCUGGCGUGCAGCGUGGAGGUGGGCGUGUCCGUCAGCCGCUCUUCCUGCUGCUGUUCCUUGGGGCGGGCCUGGGGAAACCCCUGUGAACUCUGCCCUGCCGUCAACACCUCGGAAUAUAACACACUUUGUCCUGGAGGGGAGGGCUUCAGACUCAACCCUAUCACGAUCAUAUUAGAAGACAUUGAUGAAUGCCAGGACCUGCCAGGGCUGUGUCAGGGUGGGAACUGUGUUAACACGUUUGGCAGCUUCCAGUGCGACUGCCCACACGGCUACUAUCUGAACGAGGAGACCCGCAUCUGCGAGGACAUCGAUGAAUGUGUGACAAACCCUGGCAUCUGUGGACCGGGCACCUGCUACAACACACUGGGGAACUACACCUGUGUGUGCCCCCAAGAGUACAUGCAGGUCAAUGGGGGUAACAACUGCAUGGAUAUGAGGAAAAGUCUGUGCUACCGCAACUACAAUGGCACGGCGUGUGAGAAUGAGCUGGCCAUCAACAUCACCAGGAGACUCUGCUGCUGUUCCUACAAUGUGGGCAAGGCCUGGAACAAGCCCUGUGAGGCCUGCCCAGCACCUGGCACAAGUGGCUAUCACACACUUUGCGGAAACAUCAUUCCUGGGUUCAAGUUUGACAUUGAAACUGGAAAAGCAGUAGAUAUCGAUGAGUGUCGGGAGAUACCGGGAAUCUGUGCCAACGGGGUCUGCAUCAAUCAGAUCGGGAGCUUCCGAUGUGAGUGUCCCACAGGAUUCAGCUACAAUGACCUGCUGCUGGUUUGUGAAGACAUCGACGAGUGUAGCAGUGCGGACAGCCUGUGCCAGCGCAAUGCUGACUGCAUCAACAGCCCAGGGAGCUACCGCUGCGAGUGCUCCCAAGGCUUCAGCCUGUCCCCCAACGGAGCCUGCGUCGACCGGAACGAGUGUCUGGAGAUCCCCAACGUCUGCAGCCACGGCGAGUGUGUGGACAUCCAGGGCGGCUACCGCUGCAUCUGCCACAACGGCUUCAAGGCCACGCCCAACCUCCGGAUGUGCAUGGAUGUUGAUGAGUGUGAACGCCGACCUUGCGGGAACGGAACCUGCAAGAACACUGUGGGCUCGUACAACUGUCUGUGCUACCCCGGGUUCGAGAUUACACACAACAACGACUGCAUGGAUAUCGAUGAGUGCCGCUCGUCCUACGGCCUGCUGUGCAGAAACGGGCAGUGCAUCAACACCAUCGGGUCCUUCCAGUGUCUGUGUGAGGACGGCUACGAGCUCCCCCUGGAUGGGAAGAACUGCAUUGACAUCAACGAGUGCGUCAUAUUUCCCGGAACCUGCGCCCCGGGAACCUGCCACAACCUGGACGGGUCGUUCCGCUGCAUCUGCCCGCCAGGCUACAUCGUGCAGAGCGAGCAGUGCGUAGAUGUUAACGAAUGUGAUGAAGACCCCAACAUCUGUCUAUUUGGGUCGUGCUUCAACAACCCUGGCAGCUUUGAGUGUGUUUGCAAGCCAGGCUUUGUGCUGUCAGAAAAUGGACGGAGAUGUUUUGACACCCGCGAGAGCUACUGCUUCACCAAGUUUGAGAGCGGGAAGUGCUCCGUGCCCCAGGCCUUCAACACCACCAAGGCCAAGUGCUGCUGCAGCACCAUGCCCAAGGAGGGCUGGGGAGACCCCUGCGAGCUGUGCCCCAAGGAGCAGGAAGCUGCGUUCCAGGAGCUGUGUCCCUUUGGCCACGGCAUAAUCCCGGGAGUUGGGGACACCCGAAUAGAUCUCAACGAGUGUGUGGAGAAUCCGGGCAUCUGCUACAACGGGCACUGCAUCAACACAGACGGGUCCUUCCGCUGCGAGUGUCCCAUGGGGUACACCCUCAACUACACCGGGGUACACUGUGUCGAUAUUGAUGAAUGCUCUGUGGGAAACCCAUGUGGAAACGGGACCUGUUCGAACGUGAUCGGGGGGUUUGAAUGUAACUGCGAGGAAGGCUUUGAACCUGGGCCCAUGAUGACCUGCGAAGAUAUAAACGAGUGCACACAGAACCCCCUUCUAUGCGCAUUCCGCUGCAUCAACACCUUCGGAGGCUACGAGUGCACCUGUCCGGGAGGCUACACCCUGAGAGAGGACAGGAGGAUGUGCCAGGACCUGGAUGAGUGUGCGGAGGGCCUUCACGACUGCGAGUCCAGGGGCAUGAGCUGCAAGAACCUCAUCGGCACCUUCAUGUGCGUCUGCCCUCCAGGGAUGGUGCGCAGGCCUGAUGAUGAAGUGUGUCAGGACGAGAACGAGUGCCACACCAGGCCCGGAAUCUGUCAGAACGGUCGCUGCGUGAAUAUCAUUGGCAGCUAUGUGUGUGAGUGUAACGAGGGCUUCCAGGUGGACUCCACUCGGACCCGCUGCCUGGAUUACAGAGAGGGAUUCUGCUUCACCGAGGUGCUGCAGACCAUGUGCCAGAUGUCCUCCAGCAGCCGGGUUCCCUCCACCAAGUCCCAGUGCUGCUGCGAUGGGGGGCGUGGCUGGGGCAACCAAUGCGAGCUAUGCCCCCUGCCUGGCACCGCCCACUACAAGAGGCUGUGCCCCCACGGGCACGGCUAUGCCACCGAUGGCACAGAUAUCGACGAGUGCAAGGUGAUGCCCAACCUGUGCAGGAACGGCCAGUGCAUCAACACCAUGGGCUCCUUCCGCUGCCACUGUAAGCCGGGCUACGCCGCCGACAUCACCGGGACCUCCUGCGUGGAUGUGGACGAGUGCAGCAUGUCCCCCAAGCCGUGCAACUUCAUCUGCAAGAACACGGAGGGCAGUUACUCCUGUUCCUGCCCCCGCGGCUACCUGCUCCAGGAGGACGGCAGGACCUGUAAAGAUCUGGAUGAGUGCAUGACAAAGCGCCACAACUGCCAGUUCCUCUGCGUCAACACCAUCGGGGGCUUCACCUGCAAGUGUCCCCCUGGAUUCACACAGCACCACACCGCCUGUAUUGACAAUAACGAAUGCGCCACCGAUCCUUCGCUGUGUGGGGUCAAGGGUAUCUGCCAGAAUUCUCCCGGAAGCUUCAGCUGCGAAUGCCAGCGGGGGUAUGCCCUGGAUCCAACCGGUCUGCACUGCGAUGAUGUGGACGAGUGCGCCGGGAAACACCACCGGUGCCAGCAUGGCUGCCAGAACAUGCUUGGGGGGUACCGCUGCAGCUGCCCCAAAGGGUACACCCAGCACUACCAGUGGAACCAGUGUGUGGAUGAGAACGAGUGCUCUAGCCCUGGCAGCUGUGGGACGGCCUCCUGCUACAACACGCUGGGCAGCUUCAAGUGCGCCUGCCCCUCAGGCUACACCUUCAACGAGCCGGCCAGCAGCUGCGAGGACGUCAAUGAGUGCACCUCCCUGAAGAAUCCCUGCAACUACGGCUGCUCCAACACGGAGGGAGGCUACCUCUGCGGCUGCCCCCCGGGCUAUUACAGAGUCGGGCAGGGCCACUGCGUCUCGGGCCUGGGAUUCGGGAAGUCCCAGUACGUCCCGAUGGGGAUGGAGGGAGAGGAGGAGGAAGGAAACAGCCUCUCACCAGAGGCCUGCUACGAGUGUAAGAUCAACGGCUACCCCAAAAAGGGCGGCAGGAGCAGACGCGGGGCCAACGAGACCCAACCUGCCCAGGAGCAGCCGAUCAGCCUGGCCAGCGUGGACAUGGACGUGCCACUGACGCUGGUGCUAAAUGUGUCCCAGCUGGACCCCAAGGAGCACAUCCUGGAGCUGGUGCCAGCCAUCAAGCCCCUCACUGGGCACGUGCACUACGUCCUUGCCUCCGGGAACGAGGACGGCGUCUUCCGCAUCCAGCGGCGCGAGGGCCUCAGCUACCUGCACGUCGCCCGCAGGAGGGCGGCGCCAGGGGCCUACGCGCUGGAGAUCACCAGCAGGCCCCUCUAUGGCCACGCCCAGCUGCGGGAGCUGGAGGACCGCAAGGACAGGGAUUACCUCUCCGGGGAGCUGGGGGAGAACCUCCGCAUGAGGCUGCACAUCCAGCUCCAGUAG